This is a messenger RNA of Xenia sp. Carnegie-2017, 1749 nucleotides long. Its product is annotated as formylglycine-generating enzyme-like. The record is from RefSeq and is a predicted model, not a curated record. The transcript has 8 exons. NCBI's taxonomy places the organism in Eukaryota, Metazoa, Cnidaria, Anthozoa, Malacalcyonacea, Xeniidae. Gene Ontology annotation, cellular component: endoplasmic reticulum. The coding region runs from base 165 to 1232 and encodes 355 amino acids.
AGAAAUGACAAGAUUGUGCAUAUAUGAUACUUCCAUUGAUUUGCCUCGUUGUUAAUCUUAUUAUUGCUCUUUACAACGAUUUAGGUUGUGGAAAUUGACAAUGUUUGGAUUUUUUAUAUUUUGACUAUCAUAAGUGAGUGCGUGACUUUUUGACGACUUUUAAAAUGAUUAGAAUAAGGAUGCUACUACUUAUUUGCAUAAAUUUUCAAAGUUCUCUAUUAUCUGAUGAGCAUACCAACUUAGAUGAGUGCGUGGAUAAGGGCACGAAGAGCUGUGGCUGUCAUGGGAACUCUCGAAGGCCAGAAUCAAACUCAUACAACAGCCAUGGAAAACUCAAGUGGACAGAAUUUCAGACGCCAACAGAUGCCACCACUCUGAAAUUUAAUUCAAUGGUUCAUUUGCCAGGUGGUGAAUUUCAUAUGGGGACAAAUAAUCCAAAAACAAUAUCUGAUGGUGAAGCACCCGCAAGGAAAGUAAAACUUAAUGCUUUUUAUAUGGAUCAAUACGAAGUUAGUAAUCAUGAUUUUGGCAUUUUUGUCGAUGGAACUAGUUAUGUUACUGAGGCGGAAGUGUUUGGUAAUUCGUUUGUUCUUGAAAGCAAACUUAAUGAAGAUGUGAAGAAAAACAUCACUCAAGCUGUUGCUGGUUCUCCUUGGUGGCUUCCAGUUGUUGGAGCUACCUGGAAACACCCAGAAGGUCCAGGCUCAACAAUAAAAUCAAGGCUAGACCACCCAGUUUUACAUGUAUCAUGGAAAGAUGCAUUGACAUACUGCAAAUGGCUUGGUAAACGGCUUCCUACCGAAGCAGAAUGGGAGUAUGCCUGUCGUGGUGGUUUGCAUAAGAAGAUGUUUCCUUGGGGAAAUAUUUUCAAAGUCGAAGGAAAACAUCGUUGUAAUACGUGGCAAGGAGAGUUCCCCGUUCAAGACACGGCGGAAGACGGAUACGCGGGAACAGCACCUGUGUGGAAAUUCAAACAAAAUGACUAUAAUCUUCAUAACAUGGUGGGCAACGUUUGGGAAUGGACUUCUGACUGGUGGGACAUUCGUCAUUCAUCAGAAACUAAGGAAAAUCCCAUUGGUCCAAGCGAUGGUGUUGAUAGAGUAAAGAAAGGAGGUUCUUACAUGUGUCAUAAGUCGUUUUGCUACCGAUACAGAUGUGCUGCUCGGAGUAAGAAUACGCCAGAUAGCUCAGCGUCGAAUUUGGGAUUUCGCUGUGCUAAGGAUGUAGCGUGAGAUGCAUAUUUCAUGAAACCAUCGUGUUCUAUCAUAUGUCAUUCUACAUCUGGUCCAUGGUCAUGGCAUGGUUACAUGUUUACACCUUAAGCGUUAAAACAAUUAAAGGUUAAGCCUACAUUUAAGUGAAAGUAUAUCUUAUUUAGUUGAAAUUUACUUAGCUAACUACAAGAGGCAUUUUGAACCGUUUUUUUGUAUACAUCGCAUACUGUGAUUAACUCGAGGAAGACUUAAAUGUGCCAUACAGAUGAUUUCCAUUGAUCAAAUCAUCCAAGAGAAACCAAAAGACUCAUUUGUGCCGACGUAUUAUAAUAUGAAUAAAAAACGAAUUACUCCAAUUCCUACUUACUCCAAUAAUAUAUAUUUAAUUCAAAUCUGGUGCAAGUGAAAAGUGGAUUCGAUGCGCUCUUUGGUCGGGAAAAUACGUAUGUUUCUGAAUGUUAAUGUAGGAUGUACAUUAAAUUUAUGUACGUUCUGCAGUUUAUACAAGAAAAUAUAUACGUUCUACAAUGAAGUA